GUCAAAUUUAUGAAUGAUUUACUCCUGGGGUUGAGGGCUGGAUGUAAACGAGCAGAAAGGAAGUUGUCAGCAGCAUCCUGCUCUGGCCAAUGGUAGGAGAGCUCCAUCUUAGCUGUGCCAUAGGCUGCACUAAAAAAGGGGACCAGAACAGCGCUCUUCCAGCAUCCUCUCAGACAAGAGCCCCUAAGUUGGUGAUAGUGAGCACGCUCAGGCAACUCUUCAAGAAUGGCAACCCUCAACACCACUCACUGGAAUGAGACUACAUCCAUUUCCCAGUAUCUGGACUUUCAAGUGCAAAAGAUCUACCCUUUCCAUGAUAACUGGAACACUGCCUGCUUUAUUAUUCUGAUCAUAUUCAUCUUUACUGUAGUAUCUCUGGUGGUGUUGGCUUUCCUCUAUGAACUGCUAGACUGUUGCUGCUGCGUGAAAAAUAAAACUGUGAAAGACUUGGAGAAUGAACCCAAUCCUGUUAGAGCAAUGUUGAACAGGUUCAGAAAGCAUGAAACAGAGGUCGUGUAGGAAGGACUGAGCAUCAGCACUUGAAUGCCUCACGAAUUCACUUGAAUGAA
Pezoporus occidentalis (night parrot) is the source of this 569-nucleotide messenger RNA. It is a transcript of the gene SMIM18, whose product is annotated as small integral membrane protein 18. The record is from RefSeq and is a predicted model, not a curated record. NCBI's taxonomy places the organism in Eukaryota, Metazoa, Chordata, Aves, Psittaciformes, Psittacidae. The transcript is spliced from 2 exons. Bases 226 to 519 code for a protein of 97 amino acids.